Messenger RNA from Phialemonium atrogriseum, 3372 nucleotides. RefSeq names its product ankyrin repeat-containing domain protein. Gene Ontology annotation, molecular function: protein binding. Bases 255 to 3314 code for a protein of 1019 amino acids. The transcript has 6 exons. Gene Ontology annotation, biological process: innate immune response. Gene Ontology annotation, cellular component: cytoplasm. Lineage: Eukaryota; Fungi; Ascomycota; Sordariomycetes; Cephalothecales; Cephalothecaceae. The record is from RefSeq and is a predicted model, not a curated record.
AUCUCAGGCUCUGGAACUUGCUGACCAGCGACCUAGUGUCUGAGAGCUGCAAUGAUGCAAGUAUUGUGCAGUCCAUCGUUGCUCACAAUGUUGCAAUCAAGCAGGCAAAUUUUGGAGUGAGCAAUGACCCCGAGGCUCAAGACUGGUUAUAUUCAGUCUCGAAAAUUGAUUCGGUUUUCCACGAAAAGCAGUCGGAAUACUUUGGUAUUGCGACCAAAGUAAGGGGCAAUGGCCAAUGGCUCCUAGAUAACGAGAUGUUUAAGGCCUGGAAAAAGGGUCACGCAAAAACACUGUGGUGUCAAGGAAUACCUGGCGCUGGCAAAACAAUCCUUGCAUCAAUCGUCAUUGACCAUCUGGAGAAGGAGUGCCAGAAGACUAGCAACGAUUCUGCCUGCGUCUACGUGUACUUUGAUGGCUCGUACAGGGACCAGAAAACUCCGACAAACGUGCUACUCAAUCUUCUAGGCCAACUUGUUGGGCAACGCGAAGACCUCUCGCAAAAAACCAAGGACAAGUGCAAAGAGUGGAGAAGAAGGAGACGAGUUCCGAUGGAAGACUUGCAGCAGCUGGCGUGGUCGGAAAUCAAGUCAUUCACAAAGGUAUUCCUGGUUGUCGAUGCCCUGGACGAAUGCGGGACUGAGGGCAAAACGGAUGCGAGAGAUGAUUUUCUGGACCGGAUCAUACAACUUCCAGAGAAUGUCAACGUCUUCGUCACGUCACGCGCGCAACUUGAUCGAAGGAUGAAAGAUGCGUAUGAGCUCAAAAUCACGGCCGCGAACAUCGAACCCGACCUCAGAAGAUAUAUCAACUAUCGGAUCGAUCGAAGCGGUGAACUCAAGCGCUUAUUAGCAACGAGAAGCUUCAACGACGCAAAAUUGUGUCGAGAAGAAAUCCAAGACGUGGUCGUCAAUAGCGUUGACGGGAUGUUCCUGCUCGCCGAACGUCACAUGGAAAUGCUGGAUCUGCAAGACACCAUUGGCAAAUUGUGCAUCACCCUUAAGGAGCUACCUCACGACAUACGCAUCAUCUAUGACGCUGCCCUCGAGCGUAUCAUGAGUGGUGGUGCACCGCGAAAGAGGCAGUCAUUAAGUGCCCUCGCCUGGCUGUCCUGCUCUCGCCGUCCAAUGACAGUCAACGAAGUCGCAGAAGCAAUCGCAAUUCAAAGAGACGACAAGAGUCUCAAGGAUGACCGGCUGCGGCUGAAGAGUCUGGAACACAUCUCGUCCCUCUGCGAGGGCCUCAUCGCAGUUGACCGUGAGAGCGGCCUGGACAUUUUCCAAUCGAGCGCGGAGGCGAUAGUGGCAGAAGGGUGUCUCACCUAUCUGUCAUUUUCCGAUUUCGGCCAUGUGCCGCCCGGCGAAGACAGGGCAGACUACUUGAACAGGUUCUCCCUGCUCAACUACGCUGCUGAUCAUUGGCAUGACCACCUAUCGCGCGGCUGGAGCGAGAGCAAUCUGGAACUUGCAGUGAACUUGCUCGUGGAUAGCUCGAAGGUGGCAAAUCUCGCACAUGCUAUGAGCAAUGAUGAAAUCAAGGGCGAGGCUGGCAUGACGGGCCUCCACCUCGUCGCUUUCCUAGGUUUCGAGAGGCUGGUGGAACCGCUCUCAAGAUGCGUCAACAAAGGCUCCAGGACGAGAAAUUCCACUCAUGGCCGACUGGCCACUGCCAGAACGUUGCGCGGAGAGACACCACUGCAUUGGGCGGCGGCUAAUAACCAUGGCAAAGUUGUGUCGGAGCUGAUUGCCAGAGAAGCCGAGGUGAAUGCAAAGGACAAUCGCGGCAAGACUGCUCUGCAUACGGCUGUUCGGAAAGGGAGAAGAGAAGCCACGCUCGCCCUACUGGAAGAGGCCAAGGACCGAAUCGACAUCAAUGCGGUCGACAAUCACCUCUCCACGCCGCUGAUAUUGGCCGCUCACCAUGGCAUGGGCGUAAUUGCGAGAAUGCUGAUGGACCACAAGGCUGACCUCGACGCGAAGGAUAAAGAUGGUUACACUGCCCUACGAUGCGCUGCCUCCCAAAAUCACAGGCGCAUACUUGAGCUGCUGAUCAAAAAGGGGGCGAAUUUGGAACUCAACCGAACACCCGACUGGACCCUGCUGUCUUCAGCCGUCACCCAAGGCCAUCCCCAGAUCGUGUCGCUCUUGCUGCAUGAGACAGAUGAGGUCAACUAUGUUACGGAGCACGGCACAGCUCUCAUGUGCGCGAUACGAUACAAGAAGAAGGAUAUUGCCUGGCUGCUCGUCCAGAACGCCAACCUCGACGUAGCAGACAACACGGGCGACACGGCGCUCCACGUUGCAGUGCGGGAGGAGGACAAGUCUCUGGUAUGGCUGCUUCUGGAAAGCGGAGCCAAGACAACCCAGCAAAACAACGCCGGCCUCACGGCCCUGCACCUCGCGGCAGAAUCGGGGAAACGCCCCAUCGUGGAGAUCCUGAUCGACAAAGGCGCCGAGCUAGAGUCUCGCGAGCACCACGACGGGCAGACGCCGCUCCACAUUGCCGCCUCCAAGGGGCACCACUUGGUUGUCCGGCUCCUGGUCGAUAGGGGAGCCGAGCUGGAUGCCAAAGACGGACGCGGGUUCACGCCACUCCAUCUCGCCACCAGGAACGGGCACCCGGAGACGACUCAACUCCUGCUAUCUCGGGGCGCCGACAAAAACGCCCGGAGCAAGCUGGGUCUGACGCCGCUGCACGUUGCCACCGACACGGCCGUCCUGAGCGCGCUCCUGGACAGCGGGGUCGACGCGAGCAUCGGCGACAACAACCAGCGGACGGCACUCCACUGGGCGCUCGUCGACCACUCCAGGGGCCGAGAGGAGGCCAUCAGGAUGCUGAUCGAGAGGGCGACCGACGACGACAUCGACGCCGCGGACGAAGACGGCCAGUCCGCGCUCCACGUCGCAGUCUCGGCCGGACACGGUCCGUCGGUCGCGCUUCUCCUCCUAGCGGGCGCCGACAUGGAGAAGGAGGACGGCGGCGGCCGCACGCCGCUGCAGCUCGGGAUUUGCCGGUUCGACAACAACCAGGCGUUCCAGCGUGUUGUGUGGGAGUUGCUAGGAAGGGGGGCAGAUGUGAAUCGGAAAGGACAAGACGGAUCGACGGCCUUGCACCUUGCUGCAGCCGCCGGAAACAAGACGGCCAUUCAGAUGCUUUUUGGGCGGGCCCAGGAAAAGCCCAACCUAAGCAUCGUCGACGCUGAGGGACUUACCGCGCCGGAACUGGCUUUGAAACAUGGCCACACUGGCAUGGACUGGGAGGCAGCGGAGGCGUUGGCUGAUCGGAGGCAACAAGAUGGCGGACGUCGGAAAGAAUAACUCUCAGUUUGUGACCUGAUAGAUGAUGCUUUUUAUCUCACGACUAAUUAUGAGACUG